CUUGUGUUGAGUUGUUUGAUUAUGAAAAUUAAAAUAUGUAAACAACUUUUUAUCAUAAAAUAUUAAUUCUAUGAUUUCGUGCAUUAUUAAUUCUCUUCUGCAUUUUAUACAACACCUUGUGACAUAACAUCGCUAUCUAUUUUAAAAUAUAUACAUUAACUUAAAAUUCCAAUAAGUACACAUUAGAUCAAUUCGUCUUUAUCAUUUGUAGAAAGAUAAUCUCUAUUACAUAUAUCACACAAUUUCCCGGUAUGUAACAUAACCUAAUUGGCACUGUUCCUAAUUUCUCAAUACAAUAAUUAAAGGUAAAUUGCUUAAUUAACGCAAGUGGGGAAAAGUAACACUGAAAGGAAAUGAUGCAGUAAGGCGUAUUUGUUUACUCAUACCGGUUAAGAGCGCCGCAAGUGAUACUCGAUAGGCAACAUGUUGACGUGGUUGCUGCACAAAUGGACUGGUCUCUGGCUGCUUCUGAUAGCUCUAGGAGGUAUUUCUCUGUUCCUGUAUGGAUUCUUUCCUCUAAAAUAUCAUUCUGGAAAGCUCUCGCAUAAGGACGACUUGCCGAACUUCAUUGAAGGAGUCAGCAUUGAUGGCCAUGAAGUGUACAAUUCUGGAGAAAACAGCGUAGUAUUAAUGGUGAUAGAUGGACUCCGAUAUGACUUUGCAACAGAGGAAUACAUGCCAUACACUGGACAGCUGCUUAAAAAUAAAUCGGCUUGCAUUUACGUAUCUGUAGCUGAGCCUCCAACUGUUACCAUGCCAAGGAUAAAGGCCAUGAUGACUGGCAGCGUGUCGACAUUCGCGGAUGUCGCUUUGAAUUUUGGAGCGCCAGCCGUCCGAGGUGACAGUGUGCUUCGUGUUGCCCACGCUAAGGGGUGCCACUCUGUGCUCUAUGGCGACGACACGUGGCUGAGACUGUUCCCUGGUCUAUGGUCGGAGCAUGACGGCACUACGUCGUUCUUUGUCACAGAUUAUACAGAGGUAGACAACAAUGUCACCCGACAUUUGGAUACUAUCCUCACCCCAAAAGAUAAUAAAAAAGCAAAGUUUGAUUUCUUAGUACUUCACUAUCUCGGUCUAGAUCAUAUUGGACACCUAGAGGGUGCGAAGAGUCCUAAGAUUAAGCCAAAACUAAUAGAAAUGGAUGACAUUGUAAAGAAAAUAUAUACAGCUAUGCAAAAAUGGGAUAACACAGGUGUGCUCAUCAUAUGUGGGGAUCACGGCAUGCGAGAUGCGGGCGGGCACGGAGGCGCGUCUGCCGCCGAGGUGCUGGUGCCUCUUGUCGUUGUUAAGAGCGGUGGCUUUGAGUGUCCACACGCCUCCGGCCCAGGCCCAACAGUGGCCCAAGUGGACGUGGCUCCAACGAUAGCAUGGCUAUUGAAUGCUCCAAUACCGGGGGACAGCACUGGCAACAUUCUGCCCGCGCUCAUGCCGGCGGAUAUCAGGCAACACUUGUACUUAUUGCAUGUGAUCGCUGCACACAACGCUAAGCAGGGACUACCCACUGAUACUGAAUUUUUCAAGCAAUUUAAACGUGCCGAAAGUAAUUUCGCGCGUUACCUCUCCACGGGACAAGAAAGUGCGGCCAAAAUAGCUAAGGAAUUCUAUCAGGAGUCGCUGCAGGAGAUGUCCAAAUACUUGACGGCGACAACGACUGAUUUCGAUAUGUUUUCUUUAGGAUUAGCCACUGUUUUACUGUAUUUGGUUAUGGUAGCCCUGCUAUUCGUCACCUUAUACUCUCUACAACCGGACAACCAAAGGAAAAUAAGCGUCACCGACCAACACAAGACGAACCUCGGCUCGGUCGUCGCGUUCGCGAUAAUAUUCGCGAUAUCCGGCACAGUUCUCACAAUCGGCUGCUUCAUAACCGAAACCAAGAGCCAGUUCUGCUCUUUCAACCCCCUGUGGUCCAUCGCGUUCACGCUGACGGCGUUCGUUGUGACCGUCGCGUAUUUCAUAAUCAAGAGCGGUAUGGAGAAGACUCGCGACCUGUCCCCAUUGCGGGAACUGAACGCUAUAGACUAUCUCCUCGUGAUCGGCACCCUCUUCCACACGUGGUCGUUUUUCGGGACGAGUUUCAUAGAAGAGGAGCACAUGACGUGGUACUUCUUCUGGAACACCCUGAUGUUCUUCGUGCUGGUGCGGACGAUUGUGGUGGUGGUGAUGUACUUCAGCAAGCGGUACUGGGGCGCCACGGAGGUGCAGGACAAGCCGGAGCUACAGAGUCGGAUGAGCGCUGUCGGUAUUGGGAUUGUUCCCAAAUGGGUGCUGCUUAUUGCUCUGCAUAGAUAUCUCCGUACAAUGAACCAGACAGGGGACAGGUGGCUGUUCCUGCCCGAUACCGCGGAUUGGCUAAAUGCGCCUGAGAAUUCAUUCUAUUUACAGGCACACCUUGUUGUUGGAACGUUACUAACACUCGCCAUAUGCCUCUGGAAUGUUCGAUACAUGAACAAUUACAUGAAGAUACACUCCGUCCUCACGAUACUCGCAACUGUAUGCAUACUCUGCUACCGCAUCACGACUGACGCCCUAACCACUCCAUUCGACGCAAUAAAAACCUGGGACAACAUCCUGAUCGUAGAUGUCUUCUGGUGGAUUCUGAACGCGCAAACGAUUUUCGAAAUAAUCACAUACAUUGGAGCUUUUAAAGCGUGCGGCUACCAAUUGCCCAGUUCGAAUAAAUUCGUUUACAGCAAACCGAAAGAGAAGUCGGAAGAUUACUUCUACGAUGACAUGGAGGAACCCUGGAAUGUGGACGAAGUGAAGUUAAACUUGGUUAGGUCGCUGUCUCACAUAAUGUACAACCAUAUGAUGUUAAUUAUAAUACUCUUGAUGCGUCCCCACAAUGUGAUCAUGGUGCCGAGUAUUUAUGUGACGUGCGCGAUGACUUCUAAGUGUUUGGACCAUAAGUUGUUGGAUUCGAGGCCCGGUAGGAACACGGAGGUGGCUGACACCUUGGGGCUGGCUCUCGUUCAUAUAUGGAUCGGUGCUGUGUUUUAUUUCUAUCAGGGCAACUCGAACAGCCUCGCGUCCGUGGACCUCGGCUCGGGCUACGUGGGGCUCGGCGCGUACAGUCCGCUGCGCGUGGCGGCCCGCAUGGGGCUGCACGCGUACGCCGCGCCCGCGCUCUCCGGCGCCGCACUGUUCUGCGCGCGCGCCGCCCAAGCCGACACGCUGCCGAGGUACCUCAAUUCAGUCUGGCGGGUGACCAACAUAAUGGCACUGCAGCGGGUGUACCAGCUCUCGACCUAUUGCGUCAUAGCCUUCAUAUUCCGACACCAUUUGUUCGUAUGGUCGGUGUUUUCCCCUAAACUGCUUUACGAUUUCGUCGCUACAGUGUUUGCGGUACAAGCCCUAACGACGAUUGCAGAAAUCAAUAUUCUAACUCAUAUUGUUAGCUGGAUUUCGAGAUCGAUCACAUAUAAAAGAUUAUCAUAGGGAAGGCCUUUACAGCGCCCGACGCUGAGAAACCUCGCGAGAAGGAAAAAUAGACUUAAACGCAAGUGUACAAGGUAUAAAUUACACGAGCGGAGGGAGAGGCAGAGACAACUGUAUAAGUUUUUGAAGUCCGAUAACUUAGAUAUUAUCACCACGGAUAAGGUGCAAUUGAAAGUGUUCUCACGGUGACUGUGUGUGUUGUAAAAAAAAGAAACAUUAUACGUCUUAGUGUAUUUUACUGAGUGUUGUAUACCAAUGAGGUAAUUUAAAAGAUAUAUACACAAACUCUACAAGACGAUUAGUAUAAUGUAUGUUCAAUUAUUAUUGUUACCAGAUGUUUAAGGAUAUGCUUUCAACAGGCUAAGCUAGAACUAUAGUAAAUUCGUUAAUUUUACUGAAAUAAAUAAGGUGUUCUAGUAUUUUUUUUUUUCAAAAAUUUUGGCUUUUUUUUUUGAAAUCACGUUGAAAAUGUUCAUAUAUAGAAGCUAAUAUAUCUUCAGUAAACAUUCCUAUAUUUACGGUAUAGUUUUUAUAAAUAAAAGUAAAUAUAAUUUAUUUUUCCAUUGUUUUAAUGUGUAUUUUGUAAUGGCUAUUAUUAGAGUACGACCUACCUAGUUUAAUAAUAUGACAAUCAUUGUGUGCAAAGUAUAAAUUUAAUAAUACAUCUUAACAUUAUUUUUCUAAAUUUUCACAAUUGUGAUACAUUUUA
Molecule: messenger RNA, 4144 nt
Organism: Zerene cesonia (dogface butterfly)
Lineage: Eukaryota; Metazoa; Arthropoda; Insecta; Lepidoptera; Pieridae
Gene: PIG-G
Product: GPI ethanolamine phosphate transferase 2
Exons: 12
Coding region: 424-3435 (1003 amino acids)
Biological process (GO): GPI anchor biosynthetic process
Cellular component (GO): endoplasmic reticulum membrane
Source: RefSeq, a predicted model, not a curated record